Molecule: messenger RNA, 1474 nt
Organism: Pygocentrus nattereri (red-bellied piranha)
Lineage: Eukaryota; Metazoa; Chordata; Actinopteri; Characiformes; Serrasalmidae
Product: platelet-derived growth factor subunit A
Exons: 6
Coding region: 375-971 (198 amino acids)
Biological process (GO): positive regulation of ERK1 and ERK2 cascade; positive regulation of cell migration; positive regulation of MAP kinase activity
Cellular component (GO): membrane
Molecular function (GO): growth factor activity; platelet-derived growth factor receptor binding
Source: RefSeq, a predicted model, not a curated record
CAUUCAGAGAGCAGCUGCGCUCUGCACGGAGUCGGAGCUGCGCAGGGCAGAGGACCGACAUCUGCGGGCUGUUCAGGGUCACUUCUGCGGGAUUUUGUGUUGACUGAAGGAUUGAUGUCUUUAUUUCGUGCGCACGUGUCACAGGAAGAUGCACCGCUGCUGCUGCAGCUGCUGUUUUGUCUGAAAUGAGCGCGUUUUGGUCGUUUGGACUUUCCGUGUCGAGCCUGGACGCUGAGGACUAAACCAGCCGCACAGAGCUGACACCCGACCACUGGAACCCCUCCCCUCACACACCCACACCUGCUCCGGGGAUGCUCUCCGGUUCUGACGGGCGCAUCGCUUUCGGUUUGGCGGUCCGGUAGCGGAGAGGGGCGAUGAGAGGAGCGCUUUGCUGCCUACUUGCCUGCUGCCUCUGUCUCACACACACCAGCACCGCUGCUGCUGAGGCUGAGUCGAUUCCCCGAGAGCUGAUCGAGAGACUCUCCAGCAGCGAGAUCCGCAGCAUCAGCGACCUCCAGCGGCUCCUGGAGUCACACUCCCUGGAGAAUGAGGCAGUUCAGAAGACCAAAUGGCGCUACCAUAAAGAGGGUCUCUAUGACGGCACCAGCCUCAAGAGCUCGUACACGCACCCCAGACGCAAGAGGAGCAUCGAGGAGGCAGUCCCAGCAGUGUGUAAGACUCGUACGGUGGUGUAUGAAAUUCCACGCAGUCAGGUGGACUCCACGGCGGCGAACUUCCUCAUCUGGCCUCCGUGUGUGGAGGUGACCCGCUGCUCCGGCUGCUGCAACACCAACAACAUGCGCUGCCACCCCAUUAAAAAGACACGCAGGACUGUCAAGGUGGCGAAGGUAGAGUACGUGCGCAGGAGACCGAAGCUGCGGGAGGUGCAGGUGCAGCUGGAGGAUCAUCAGGAGUGUGUCUGCGUGUCCAAACACCACACAGAGUCUCACCUGCACUCAGAUAUAAGGUGAGCGGGACGCGAUCAAGGCGAGCGAGGGGGCGAUAAAGAGGACCUAAUGCCUCACCCAAUCAGAAUCACUGGGUCUGACAUCAGCCAGCAAAAGCCAUCUAUAACUGACCUGCUGGCUGUGGGUCGAUGUGGACCGCUGUAAAGGUUUGGACUUUUGGACUGGACUUUGUUUUGGACUUUGGACGGAACAGAGGCGAAUGGACAGUGGACUCAAAGGAGUUUUCCUGGAGAGAUUUCAUGGCACGGACUCAUAAUGGACAGUCAUACCUGAUGUACCUGGUACUUCUCAUUUCCGCUCGUGUUGGAUCUGUCUGCGAUAGUGGAGCCUAUAAUUCAACGUUUCACUUCUGUAACAAGAUUUCGUCUUUCCAGCAAACUUUUUUCAGUAUAUACUUUAUUUUUGUAGCCCCGUUUUCUAUCGAGACUGAUAUGCUCUGGUAUGUACAGUAGAACAAGCAGCCAAACUCAACAGUAACCGCUACUAAUAAACUAUUUAUACAUGCA